This is a messenger RNA of Microthlaspi erraticum, 225 nucleotides long. The record is from the annotation of a GenBank genome assembly. Lineage: Eukaryota; Viridiplantae; Streptophyta; Magnoliopsida; Brassicales; Brassicaceae.
AUGUCCGUCUGGCAAAGAAGCAAAGCCCAUGGAAGAUUUGAUGGUUCCCGCAACCCGGUCCACUGCGGAAUAGGCCUUGACUCAUCUAAACAUAAUCCUAGCUUGUUCCUGGUGGACUCCUUGGCGUAUCUGGAGCCUAUGGCAAAGGAGCAGACUGGAGGUGAUGAUCGGAAGGUGAUCAGAGCUAGCAGGAGUCCAAAGGAGUUUGGCGGAGCGGAGCCUUGA